AUGCCAACACCAACGGACAUCCGACCGCCAUUCACCCCCGAAACUGCAGCGGCCAAGGUCCGAGCGGCCGAGAACGCUUGGAACUAUCGUGACCCAGUGCGUGUGUCCCUUGCCUACAGCGAAAACUCGACUUGGCGAAACCGCGACCAAUUCAUCCAAGGACGCGAAGCGAUUCGAGCCUUUCUCUCCCGCAAGUGGACACAGGAACUUGACUACCGACUCGUCAAGGAUCUCUGGUCCUUUACUGGAAACAGGAUCGCCGUUCGCUUCCAGUACGAGUACCGGGACGCAAGCGGGCAGUGGUGGCGAGCCUACGGCAACGAACUAUGGGAGUUUGAUGCCGAGGGCCUGAUGCGUCGCCGCGAAGCAAGCAUCAACGAUCUCGCCAUCAUCGAAGCCGAUCGUAAAUUCCAUUGGCCGCUCGGUGAACCACGCCCGAAAGAGCCUGCAGUCGUGCUCUGUUUCAUCUUGAUCGUUGCUGUGCUGCUCACACUAGGCCUAUCUAAGACUGCCUUGGCGAAGUCGGAUAUCCGCUACAAGACUGUGCAGAUCGACGGACAGGAUAUCUUUUAUCGCGAAGCCGGGCCGAAGGACGCUCCGACAGUGCUAUUGCUGCAUGGCUUCCCGACUUCGUCUCACAUGUUUCGCGAUUUGAUCCCAAGGCUUGCCGACAAGUACCACGUUGUCGCUCCAGACUAUCCAGGUUAUGGGUAUAGUUCCGCCCCUGCAGUUGGCGAUUUCGAUUACUCCUUCGACAACCUCGCCCACAUUGUGACCAAGUUCAUCGAUCGGGUGGGCCUGGAGCGAUACUCGCUCUAUCUAAUGGAUUACGGCGCGCCGGUUGGUUUUCGGAUCGCCGCGGCUGCUCCCGAUCGCGUCGAUUCACUCAUCAUCCAAAACGGCAACGCCUAUGACGAGGGGAUCGACAACGAAUUCUGGGUACCGAUCAAGAAGUACUGGAACGACCGUUCGAAGGAAAACGGUGACGCUCUUCGUUCGUUGCUGACACUCGACGCGACCAAGUGGCAGUACACACACGGGGUGCGCGAAGUGGAGGCGAUUAGCCCCGACACUUGGGACCAUGUACAGCCACUAUUGAACCGCCCAGGCAAUCAAGAGAUCCAACUAGCGUUGUUCUACAGCUAUGGCAGUAACCCGCCUCUCUACCCUCGGUGGCAGGAGUACCUGCGAGAGCACCAGCCGCCGACUCUGAUCGUGUGGGGCAAGAACGACGCGAUCUUUCCGGACGCGGGCGCAUACCCUUACAAGCGAGAUCUGAAUGACUUGGAGUUUCAUCUACUUGAUACCGGGCACUUCGCCCUGGAAGAAGACAACGCAAAGAUCGGGCGGCUGAUGCGUGAUUUCCUGGAUCGCAAGGCGUACGGCCGCAUGGAACAACGUGGCGGUUGGCAGACGACCGUCACGUCCGACCUCGAAGUAUUCCUGGCGGGACUCGACAUGUUCUACGUUGGCACCGCGAACGCCGCCGGACAGCCUUACAUCCAGUACCGCGGUGGGCCCGCUGGAUUCCUGCGGGUGUUAGACGACAAGACUCUGGCGUUUGCCGAUUUUGGCGGCAACCGCCAAUACAUCACGCUUGGCAACCUUCAGGACAACGAGAAGGCUUUCUUGUUCUUAAUGGACUACGAAAACCGCCAACGAAUCAAAGUUUGGGGCACGGCUCGUGUCGUUGAAGACAGCCCCAAGCUAAUGAAGCAACUCGCCGACCCAAGUUACCCUGGUAGCGUCGAACGAGCGAUCGUGUUCACGAUCGAGGCCUGGGACACCAACUGUCCGCAACAUAUCCAUCCACGAGUCCGUCUUGACCGUAUAGAACCAGUCGUGGCGAGCCUCAAGGCCCGCAUUGCGGAGCUCGAAGGAUUUGAUAUUACUCGCGGCGACACGGCACUGGUCGUCACCGACCCGCAGAACGAUUUCCUCAGCUCAGCCGGCGUCACAUGGGAUGUUGUGGGCCAAAGCGUUACCGAGAACAAGACCGUGGAGAAUAUAGAGUCGCUAUUCCGUGCUGCCAAAGGUGCGUCGCUAUCGGUCUUCAUUUCGCCCCACUACUACUAUCCACACGAUCACAAGUGGCGUUUCGAAGGAGCGCUGGAGCGGCUAAUGCACGACAUCAACAUGUUUGACCGUCCGGGUCCGCUCGACCUAACGGGAUUCGAAGGCUCAGGCGCCGACUGGCUAGACCUUUAUAAGCCGUUCAUCAAUGACGGUGAGACGGUGAUCACCAGCCCGCACAAGGUGUUCGGACCGGAGUCGAACGAUCUCGCACUGCAACUUCGAAAGCGGGGUAUCGACAAGGUGCUGCUGGCUGGCAUGUCGGCGAACCUGUGCGUUGAGUCACAUCUACGUGAUCUCUUGGAGCAGGGCUUUGAAGUAGCUGUCGCUUGGGAUGCUACCGCUGCGGCCAUUCUGCCAGAGUUCAAUGGCAUGGCGGCUGCAAAGACGAACUACCACAUGCUCGCCAGCGAGACGAUCGAUACCGCAGAAGCAGUCCGUCGCAUCGCCUCGCUUUGA
Molecule: messenger RNA, 2532 nt
Organism: Cladocopium goreaui
Lineage: Eukaryota; Dinophyceae; Suessiales; Symbiodiniaceae
Source: the annotation of a GenBank genome assembly